AUGGAUGACUACGACGCCGCCGCCGCCGCCGAGCUCAAGCGAAAGCGAACUUUCCGCAAGUUCACCUACCGAGGUGUUGAGCUUGACGCGCUGCUCGACAUGUCGAACGGGGACUUCAUGCAGCUCGUCCACGCUCGUGCCCGCAGAAGGUUCCAGCGCGGUCUGAAGCGCAAGCCUAUGGGUCUUAUCAAGCGCCUGCGCAAGGCCAAGGCCGAGGCUCCCCCCAACGAGAAGCCCGCCACGGUCAAGACGCACCUGCGUGACAUGAUUGUCGUUCCCGAAAUGAUCGGCAGCAUGAUUGGCAUUUACACCGGUCGCUUCUUCGUCAACACCGAGAUCAAGCCCGAGAUGGUCGGUCACUACCUUGGCGAGUUCGCCAUGACCUACAUCCCUACCCGUCACGGUGCUAAGGGUAAGGGUGCCACCGUCGACCGUUUCCUCCCUAUCCGAUAA
Messenger RNA from Mycosarcoma maydis (corn smut), 453 nucleotides. Its product is annotated as 40S ribosomal protein uS19. The coding region runs from base 1 to 453 and encodes 150 amino acids. NCBI's taxonomy places the organism in Eukaryota, Fungi, Basidiomycota, Ustilaginomycetes, Ustilaginales. Gene Ontology annotation, cellular component: cytosolic small ribosomal subunit; ribosome. The record is from RefSeq and is a predicted model, not a curated record. The transcript has 2 exons. Gene Ontology annotation, molecular function: RNA binding; structural constituent of ribosome. Gene Ontology annotation, biological process: translation; ribosomal small subunit assembly.